Anopheles maculipalpis is the source of this 783-nucleotide messenger RNA. Its product is annotated as shematrin-like protein 1. Lineage: Eukaryota; Metazoa; Arthropoda; Insecta; Diptera; Culicidae. The record is from RefSeq and is a predicted model, not a curated record.
AUGGAGUUUUCCUUUCGUUUUACUCUUCCGGUAUGUGGCGUUAUAAAAGAUGCGACCAUCGAUGCUAGUGGCAUCAGUAUUAACACAACGUUUCACACUACAUCAACCAACAUGAAGUUCUUCAUUGCAAUCAUGGCUGUAGCGUUCGUCGCUGCAUCUGAGGCAUCUUACCAGCCAUACGGUGACGAUUUGUCCUACCAGGGAUAUGGCUAUGGACUUCCUCUGUCCAAGGUAGUCGUGGGCUCUUCGUACGGGUACGGUCUGCCAGCAGCUGUGGACAAGUACUCCUACCCAUCGUAUUACAGUUCCUAUCCGGCCGUGAAGAAUGUGGUCGAAUAUCCGUCGGUAGCUCCGGUGCUGGCCACUAAGGUCGUUGAUAACAGCUACGGACUGGGAUACACCAAGGUAGUUGAUAACAGCUACGGACUGGGAUACAACAAGCUGGUGUCUCCGGUGCUUUCCAGCGGAUACGGUCUCGGAUACAACAAGCUGGUGUCUCCGGAUCUUUCCAGCGGAUACGGUCUCGGAUACAACAAGCUGGUCUCCCCAGUCGUCGCCACCAAAGUCGUAGAUAAUGGUCUGUGGAACUAUGGCAGUUACGGACUGGGAUACAACAAGUACCUGUCGGCCGCUCCAGUUGCCAAAUAUGUGUUGUAAAUGUGUAAAUAAUAUUGUUUUAAUAAACCGGCUCCGACUCCGAUCUAUGACGUAUGAAUGUUAACUCAAGCCUUGUUUCCUCGUUCUCUUUGUCUGAUCGUUCGUCGUGCAUUUUGGAGAAGUGUG